Messenger RNA from Daphnia pulex (common water flea), 1739 nucleotides. RefSeq names its product ubiquitin-conjugating enzyme E2 W-like. The record is from RefSeq and is a predicted model, not a curated record. The transcript has 7 exons. Bases 538 to 1026 code for a protein of 162 amino acids. Lineage: Eukaryota; Metazoa; Arthropoda; Branchiopoda; Diplostraca; Daphniidae.
GCCGCCUGCAAUUAUCUAGUCGUAGUUGGUAGAAAAUGAAACUCGAGGAACCUUCGGUUGCCAUGUCAGCUUGUCCUUCAAUCUCAUCAUUAUUUGGACUUGUCCUUGACAUUUUGCUAGUAAAACUUUUCUUUUAAGUAAUAUUCUUGACUCGGUUUGAGGUUUCGGAAGUCUUUUUAGCGGUAAAAAUAGCUAUACUGCUCUGGAGAUGGUGUGUGUUCUUGAAGCUUGCUAAUCGGUUAUGGCACAGAUUCAACCAACUGCUUCCUUAUUCUUCCCAAUUGAGUCACCUGAGAAAAUGAAACCCUAGAAGAGAGUUCUGACUUAUUGGCACAUGUCAGUUUGGCACAUGUCUGGUGUGGCUUUGCACGGUUCACGUGAAGUGAAACCCUGCAGCGUACUGUCAAACUGGUGACAUUUCCUUUCUAUAAAAGGAGAAAGCUACAUAAGUGGCAAGUUAGUUCUUGGAUCGGUGAGUAUAGUUUUCGCAUUACUUGCUGGUGGUUGUGUCUCACAUUAUUGGUGCCCACUGCGAAUAUGAGUGACAAAUCCCUGACUCAAUCGUGUGUUCUUCAGAGACAAGAGAAAAGGCUGCAAAAGGAGCUUGUCUCCUUGAUCAAGGAACCUCCUCCUGGUGUUGUGAUCGAUGGAGAAUCUGUGGGCCAGAGCCUGGACUUGUUGGUGUUGAGUAUUAAUGGAGCUCAAGGAACGAUUUACGAAGGGGAGCAGUUUCAGUUACAGUUUCGUUUCGGACCAAAGUACCCUUUCGAUUCGCCCGAGGUUGUUUUCGUCGGAUCGGAGAUCCCUGUCCAUCCGCACGUCUACAGCAACGGCCACAUCUGCCUCAGUAUAUUGACCGAUGACUGGUCACCGGCUCUGUCCAUUUUUUCGGUCUGUGUUUCCAUUAUCUCAAUGCUCAGCUCUUGUAAAGAAAAGAAGAGACCACCGGAUGACAGUAUGUACGUGAAAACGUGCAGCAAGAACCCAAAGAAAACCAAAUGGUGGUACCACGACGAAGAAGUGUAAAACGGGUUGAUAUCUCUCCCCCUCGAUUCCCGCUACGAAAAGAAAAAGAACCUGUUUCACGCUGGCGAUGCUCGCGUCAGAGACAAUCUAGUCGCCAAAAAAAUACGAAAGAAAACAAAAAUGGAUUUUCUUUUUUCAGUUGUCAAAAUUUUCCACCCUUCCGAAUCGAUCGCGUUGAUUUCCCAUUCCCGAUAUUGACCUACUACUUCCUCGCAUAACGAAACAGUUCCUCUCUGUCUUGAUUAAUAUGCGGUUGAUACUCUCCAAUUUUUGACUUGUAGCAAUAUUCACGAAAAACUACAGAUGUGUAAUGUUUCACACUUUUGGCGUUUGAUUUUUCGACUUUUAAUCGACAUCAAAUCUACGAAGCCUUUUUCCCCCCUUCUACUGUGUUUUAUCUUACCCCCACCCAUUCUUUAAAUGUUAAACGAAAAAUAUUUCGCUCGUAUAAAAUUUGUUUCAACUAUUAUACUCAAAUUCUUUUUCAUUUCACGUUUGGAAGACAAAAAAACUAAACGAUUUGAAUUAGCCAAGUAAAUAAUGAAUUGUAUAUUUCUGAAAUGGUUUCAAAAUCAGAGGGUAGUAGGGCGCAAAUUUUGUAAUCGACUUUUUCUGUUUUAUUAUCCUUUUCGAGAACAUUUUUUGAUGUGUGUGUGUGUGUGUCUUGUGUGAUGUUUUUGUUUCGAAAGAAAUAGAAGAAGAGAUUAAAGUUC